Lasiosphaeria miniovina is the source of this 1479-nucleotide messenger RNA. RefSeq lists its product as uncharacterized. The transcript is spliced from 6 exons. The record is from RefSeq and is a predicted model, not a curated record. Lineage: Eukaryota; Fungi; Ascomycota; Sordariomycetes; Sordariales; Lasiosphaeriaceae. Bases 1 to 1479 code for a protein of 492 amino acids. Gene Ontology annotation, biological process: protein deubiquitination; ubiquitin-dependent protein catabolic process. Gene Ontology annotation, molecular function: cysteine-type deubiquitinase activity. Gene Ontology annotation, cellular component: cytoplasm.
AUGGCACACGCACAGGCUCCCAGCAGCCCAAACCAGGACACCGGUCCUAGUAUCGCUGACAGCAAACCCUCCGCUGCUCUUCGUCGUUCCCAUCGCGCGCGCAGACCUCUAGCCGAAUUUGGAACUGACGAUUUGGCCUAUCAUAAUGCCGCGUCUACGAGCAAAGCCUCACCUCAGCCUGCUGCGUCAAGCCGUCGUAACCCAAAACGUAAGGCGGCCCCGGAGGUUUUUGAUGUACCCAACAACUUGCUGGAGGCUUCUCUCGGGCCAUGGCAGGAGAACGAGCAGGAUGAGUGGCCGAGCUGGACUGAGAUCGAAUCUGAGCCGGCCUUCUUCAACGGCAUUCUUGAUCAGCUGGGAGUCAAAGACGCGAAAAUAGAAGAGGUGCUGUCCGUCGACGAAGACUCGCUUGCCCAGCUUCCUGACCCGACAUACGGGCUGGUGUUCCUCUACGAAUAUGUCGAGGAAGGUAGCUCAGAGGCUACUAAAUCGGGCCAGACGGUGUGGUUUGCGAACCAAACAACAAAUAACGCGUGUGCCACUGUCGCCUUGUUCAACAUCAUCAUGAACGCUGAAGGUCUCGCGCUCGGUGAGAAGCUCGACCAGUUCAAGCAAGAGUCAAUGGAACUUGCCCCUCCAUUGCGUGGGAACUUACUCACUAACAGCCAUUGGAUCCGGGUCGCCCAUAACUCGUUCACUCGUCGGCUAGAUCUUCUAAACGCAGCCUUGAGCCUGCAGAACGAAGUAGACGACAAAAAUAAGAAGCGAACCAAGACUUCCUCCAGGCGGAAGAAGACGAAGCCCACGACUGACACCGCAUACCAUUUCAUUGCCUUUGUUCCAGCAGGCGGAGACGUCUGGCAACUCGACGGUCUUGAGUGGAAUCCCUACCACAUUGGUAAGGUUGGACAAGGACAACACUGGACAUCAAUUGUGCAACCUGUGAUUAAGGCCAGAAUGAUGCAAUACGAGACAGAUCGGUUGUCAUUCAGUCUUCUCGCUCUUUGUGGAGACCAGCUCGCAUCGAUUCGGCGAGACUUGGCAAUCAAUAUUUGCUGCUUGCAAGAGCUUGAAGACAUAUGGGCUAGCAAGCUUGAGUGGAAUGAUUCGAAAAGUGGAAGAUUCAGUCUUAUCAGCAGCUCAAGCUCGGACAAACUUGAGGAGUACCGGCUCGACGCGGAAGAUGUUCUGGCAAUAUCGCACCAGGCAGACGAGUUCAAGGAAUUUCAGCGGACAGUGGGUGACCCAUCAGUGGAUGCUACACGGGCUCUGGAAAUGCGACAGAAAUUCUACAACGACCAGAUGGGCAUACGCUCAGACUAUGUUGCGAGGAUGCGAUCAAAUGACGAGGAGACGGAAAAGAUCCUCCGCCGGAAGAUGGACCACACUCCAGCCAUUCACGAAUGGGUCCAAAAGUUGGCUGAUCACGGUGCCCUUGCAAAGCUGCACCAAGAGGCACAGCUUCAAAAUCCAAUGUGA